CAUGUGUCCUCCUAGCCCCCACAUCUGUCUGACAAGUGUCAUCGACCCGUCUCUACAACUCUCCACUCAGCGCGCUCGGACCUCUCCCUCGAUUAUACAAGAGACUCUCAACCAUGAGCGCUUCCACUGCUACGAGCAAAAUGCAGUACGUUCGCCUGGGCAACUCGGGCCUCAAGGUCUCCCGCCUCAUCCUGGGAUGCAUGUCCUAUGGCACGCCGUCUUACCAGUCCUGGAUCCUCGACGAGAAGACGGGUAUUGAGCACAUCAAGCACGCGUACUCGCGCGGCAUCAACACCUUCGACACGGCCAACGUUUAUGCGAACGGCGCGAGUGAGGUCGUUCUGGGCAAGGCGAUCAAGGCGAUCGGCUGCCCGCGGGAGGCCGUGGUAGUGCUCACCAAGUGCUACUUCCCGGUCGGACGGCCCGGCGACAAUGGCAGCGUCGGUGGAUCGGGGGACAAGAACUCGCCCGAGGGUGCGAACGGCUCGGGACUGAGCAGGAAGCACAUCUUUGGAUCGAUCAAGGCAUCGCUGGAGCGGCUGCAGCUCGACUAUGUUGACGUGCUGCAGUGCCACCGCUUCGACUAUGACACACCCAUUGAGGAGACAAUGCAGGCGCUCCACGAUGUUGUGCAGGCCGGUUACGCGCGGUACAUCGGCAUGAGCUCGUGCCACGCAUAUCAGUUUCACCAAAUGCAGAACUACGCCAUCGCCAAUCGUCUUACGCCGUUUAUCUCGAUGCAGAAUUACCACAAUGGCGUGUACCGCGAGGAGGAGCGCGAGAUGGUGCCGACCCUCAAGCUCUUCGGCACUGGGAUGAUCCCUUGGUCGCCCCUCGCACGUGGCUUCCUCACCCGUCCUUGGUCCGCUGAGGAGGGCAUCCGCGCCAAGACAGACUCGGCCUUCAAGGCGCGCAAGCUGCACAUCCACACGGACGCCAUGAAGACGAUCAACGAGCGCGUCGCCGAGCUGGCCAAGAAGAAGGGCGUGAGCAUGGCGCAGAUUGCCCUGGCGUGGCAGCUGAGCUGCGACUUCGUCACCGCCCCGAUCGUUGGGAGCACGCGUCUGGAGGCGCUCGACGAGCUCAUCGAUGCCGUCGACAUGCGCCUCACCCCUGACGAGAAGGCUUACAUCGACGAGCCCUACGUACCGCAGGCGAUUAUCGGACAUACCUAGGCCAAUGUAGAGGCAGCUGAGAAGAGCGGCGGAUGCAAUAGUGUGACGAAGAGCGAGUGACUGCGUUCACCGCUCC
Molecule: messenger RNA, 1251 nt
Organism: Cutaneotrichosporon oleaginosum
Lineage: Eukaryota; Fungi; Basidiomycota; Tremellomycetes; Trichosporonales; Trichosporonaceae
Source: RefSeq, a predicted model, not a curated record